GCUAUCAUCGAUCAUUUUUGGGAGAACUGAACAAAAUGAGGCAAAUUAGAUUCAUGUGCGAUGUGACUAUCAGAACAAGUGAAUGAAAUGCUUGCGAUAAGUUUGCUCUGUACAAUGAAAUGCUUGCGAUAAGUUUUAAUGCUUUUAAUUAUUCUUUGUUUUUUGUGUUUCUCAGUUGAAAUUUGAAAAUUGCGUGUACUAUUCAGGGGUCAGUUCAUAUUGAAUUCAGAAGAUUACCAUUAGGUUUUCAAAUUUUAGACAAGUUGAAACAUCUAUUUGCUUCAAAAAUAAUUGCGGUGCAUGAUUCUGAAAUGGCGCCACCAAUCCCAGAAUUGACUUCAUGCGAUGCGACUCCCGUAGUGGUCGAGUCAUUGCAACCAUCAAGUGAUGAGAAAGUAGCCCAUGCAUCUGAAAAUCACCAUCGAUCAUUUUUGAUAGAACUGAACAAAAUGAGGCGAAUUAGAUUCAUGUGCGAUGUGACUAUCAGAACAAGUGAAUGCUCGAUCAUGGCUCACAAACUAGUCCUAUCUGCAUGUUCAUCAUACUUCAAGGCUAUUUUCACAAAUAAAUUAUCCGAGGGACACAACAAUAUAGUAACUUUGAAUGAUUUUGACUCGGCAGCUGUAGAUGCUUUAAUAGACUUCUGCUACACAGGAUCUAUAGUGGUGGAGAGGACGAAUGUGCAAGUACUUUUGCCUGCCGCUUGUCAUCUCAGGAUCGAAGAGGUGUUGGACGCGUGUGGGGAAUUCCUGCAGCAGCAGCUGGACCCCACGAACUGUCUGGGUAUCAUGGCAUUUGCGGACACCUACUCCUGUAGACAUCUAGUCCAAGCGUCAGACGACUACAUACACGAUAACAUACAGGAGGUCAUGAAAGAAGACGAAUUUCUACUACUGUCGAAAGACCAGCUAAUCGAAAUUACUGCAAGUGAUGAUUUAAACGUAGAAAACGAAGAGGAUUUGUUUCAUGCAAUCAUCCAAUGGGUCAAGUAUGACGCAAAAAGCCGGCAAUUUUUUUUAUCAGACGUCCUUUCGCAUGUCAGAUUUUGCGUAAUGUCACCUAAGGCUUUGAUCCGAGUAAGUUCAGACGAUCUUGUGAAACAUGAUGAUUCUUGUCGCAGUUUGAUCGAUGAGGCAAAAAACCAUCUGCUGCUGCCUAGUGAAGAAAAGUCGGAUGGACCUAGAACGAGGCCUCGAAAGGCGCAGUUGAAGCGUGUAGGUGAUACUUCAAUUCGUCAGUCAUUGACCUCGCAUGGGGAUUUUCAUUCGUCUUCGAAGAAAGCCAAGCCACGUGAAAUGUGCAGAGAUUGGGCGUGCGCUCGAGUGUAUUUGUUCACGAUUAAGCAAUGAAUGAUGUAUGCAAGAGAGCAAAGGUUAGAGGUCACAACGGCCAUUAUGUAGAGUCGAAUGGGCUCAAAUCAAAGUUUUGCCACAUCAAGUCUUCUGGAAACCUAUAGGCUCUGAUGAACUAUGUCGACAAUUCACGUAUCGUAAAUAUUCAUAUACGCCAGCAUCCAGCGCAACCAGAAUCGCCAGAAAAACUAAGUAUCGUUUAUUUAUUGCGUCAAAGUUUUGUUCAAAUCAAAACCCUUAGGAGAGAUCAUAGUAUGGGCAAAUCCGAAGUGCUCGUGCUGUAAAUACAUUCAAUUUUCAAAGUAACUGAGCUCUCAAUCCCAGCAGUGACUUUUCAGAAAAUCCUACGAGAGAUGCUGAAGAGCAUCCUGGUUUUCUGUUAGUCAUUGCUGCCGCGAGCGACUCAUGAAAAUUGAACUGAAGUUGAUUUGUUCAGCACAUCGCAUGAUUGUUUGGUUAUAUUAGAGACAAAAAACAAAGAUCUAUGCUAUGUGCCUCUGCUUAUGCUCGUAACUUACGCGAGGAAACUUUACAGCCCAGAAAAUAAAGUAAAAAAGCGCCUGAGUAUAUUAGCGUUUCUCGGUAAAGAUCUGUACUGCUCGUGUUUCUAGUUUUUUUUAAUAGGUUUCAAUAUUGUCGCGAUAAAGUUUAAUUUCAGAGUCUGGAUAAUAAUUGGGCUGAUAAGAUUUUUGAAGUGUUAGUGAACGAAGUGAAUAAACUAUGUUUUUCCAGCUAAACUUUUGCGCUCUUUUUUUGAAUUUUAAAAGCAAAUAUAUUUUUUUGAAUUUUGUUAUGAAUUCUGAUUUCUUGCCGGGAUUAUAUGCCUUUUUCUAUAAACACUUACAUUUCAUUUUCAAUUUUGAGAAAAAAAAUUCAGCGUUGUCAUAUGGUAAUGAAACUUGGCAUAACGGACAAAUUAUUUAUUCUGAAAUCGUUCUUCGUCCCGUGCAAUAUGUGUUCUUCGUGUCGUUCACAAAUUUAGCCAUAAUUACAUGAAUAAAUAAUUUGAAAAUGAAAAAUUUGCAAUGUGGGUUAUCCGUUUUUUCUGAUUGAUGAUCUUCUAAUGGACGGCCGAUUACGCUCUCCAAAUGACAAAAGAGCUAAUUGAGGGAAAAAUGAGGUUGAGCUUGCCUUUUAGUUUCAAAAUUGAAUAUAAGAAUUUUCAGCCAGAUAAAAAAUCUUACUGAUUCAGUUUUCUGAAUUAAUUUGAAUUAGUUCUAUCAAUGAUGAAAGAUUCUUGAAAUUCAAGACCCUUAAGCUGAUGCAAAUAUUGUAGCGCAAAACCUGAAAGGACAGUAAAAUUGGAAUAAAUCGGUAGAUUUUUUUUUGUUUUUCUUGUUAACAGGUGGCCUCCCUAACUAAAACUUGCUGAAUUUAUGCUGGUUAUUACGUCCAAUAAGGUGGUGUGAACUGAACUCCCGUACAAUCUUCUUCGAAGGCUGUCUGAGAACAAAGAGUUGAUGCCUGAACAAAUGAAAGUAUUCCACCCAUGUCACUUGAAACACCAGUCAAAUUGGACGAACAGUAGUAUCAAUAGCCGAUAUGAUUGUGGACCACAAAACAGCUUUUCAUGAAACAUUGUACCUCAAAUUGUGGAAGAACCACACCAGAGUAGAAUGAUCAGAAACAAGGGAAAAACAAUAUUUGUUUAUGACCAGUUGAACAAAAAUAUGAUGAAAAAACUUCGACCUGAAGCAUUAGAGAGUUUGUAGCCUUCGUAUCAAAUAUGAAAAACUUCAUUGCGAAAUGCAGUAUAAUCUCGAAGAAUUGGUUAAAAAAAAUGAGAAAAGCAAUGAAUUAUUGAAUUGAA
Symsagittifera roscoffensis is the source of this 3162-nucleotide messenger RNA. Its product is annotated as kelch-like protein diablo. The transcript has 6 exons. The record is from RefSeq and is a predicted model, not a curated record. Bases 312 to 1349 code for a protein of 345 amino acids. NCBI's taxonomy places the organism in Eukaryota, Metazoa, Xenacoelomorpha, Acoela, Convolutidae. Gene Ontology annotation, molecular function: protein binding.